Molecule: messenger RNA, 627 nt
Organism: Brassica napus (rape)
Lineage: Eukaryota; Viridiplantae; Streptophyta; Magnoliopsida; Brassicales; Brassicaceae
Exons: 1
Coding region: 1-627 (208 amino acids)
Molecular function (GO): nucleic acid binding; RNA-DNA hybrid ribonuclease activity
Source: RefSeq, a predicted model, not a curated record
AUGACGGUCCUCCCUUGGGUCCUUUGGGCAAUUUGGUCGACUCGCAACUUGCAUGUCUUUGAGAAUUGGAUUCUAUCACCUAUGGAAACAACGACAAAAGCUCCGAAUCUAGGAAGAGAAUGGAACAAUGCACAACAACAGAUUCAAUCGGUGAAGAAAGUGAUACCUACAUCAAGAAGAUCGACAGGAAACACUGGUGAAAGCGGCGCCUACACGACAUGCAGAUCUGAUGCGGCAUACGAUAAGAGAUCAAAACGGGCAGGAAUCGCUUGGAUCUUCUCUAAUGGAAACAGAACUCACCUUAGCUAUGGUUCAGCUACGCUUGAAUCGAUCACCUCACCACUAGUAGCGGAAGCAAUUGCGCUCCGAUCUGGUCUCCUCUCUGCAGUGGAACUUGAGCACCAAAAGCUCAAAGCUUUCUCUGACAACCUAACGCUCAUCAGAACCAUCAACAACGACAUGCAGGUAAAAGAGAUCUUUGGUAUUGUCAAAGAUAUCCAAAGGAUCUCAUAUGCUUUUGUCGAGAUAUCAUUCUCUCAUCUCUCCCGAUCGCUGAAUGUGGAAGCGGAUCGUUUAGCAAAACUCUCUCUAUUUCCUUCUCGUGUAUCUGACCCAUCCAUGGACUAA